AUGAUAUAAAUUAAAGAUUUAUUGGUUCUUACAACCAUCCUUUUCAAAUUAUAUAACGAAUAACAACACAGACAAUCUUAAUUAAAUUAUAUAAAACUAUAAUCAUCAUUGAAAUUAAUCUGUAUUUCAAAUACCAGAUAUCUACAUACCAUUUCUUUUAAUUCAUUAUACAAGUUAAGUACUUAAAUUAACUAUGUAAUUUUGAAAAAUUCAGACUACUUUUUGGAAUGCACACUCCCUAUAUUAUGA
Messenger RNA from Paramecium pentaurelia, 249 nucleotides. Lineage: Eukaryota; Ciliophora; Oligohymenophorea; Peniculida; Parameciidae. The record is from the annotation of a GenBank genome assembly.